CACACAAACAGCGGAAAAUCCAAAGUAAAAACUCACACCCGUGCAUAUACGGUUCUCUCUCUCUCUCUCUCUCUCUCUCCCUCUCUCCACCUUAUCAUCUCUCACUCCUCCGCUCCUCUUCUCUCCACAGUCCGAACCCUUAUCUCCAAACCCUUAUCACGGAACCCUAUCCAAAACAAAACCCAUUCACCCCCAAAUCAAACCCAACUCUACAAACAAUUCAAGGGCUCAAUCCAAUGGACACCAACCAAGCCGCGGCGUUCCAACCCUCCAACUCCCCAUCAGGUAUCAAAAUCUCACCUCCUUAUGAUUCUGAAAUCGAUGCUUUUGUCAAAACCAAUGAUUUGGACAAUAGUAUUAUUAAUAGAAGAAGCAGUAGCAGUAGUUCUGUUAGUGGUUCUGAGGAUGGGGGUUAUGUGAGCGGUGAGGAGGAGUUUGAAACCGCGUCGGAGAGGCCCGUCGCGGAUGAAGAAACCCUAGGAAAGGACGCUCAAGGGGAGAAUUUGGGUGAGGGUUCAUUGGGUGGCUCUGAAAGGUUGAAUUUUAAAACAGAAAUGCCCAUGGCGGUGGUCACACCGGAUGAUGAUGUCGAAAAAGGUUCUAAAGUUAGGGGUUUUGGUGGUGAAUAUGUUGAAGGAGAUGGUAUUGUGACGGGGGAGGAGUCUAACGGAGUUGGUGAUGGUGUUACUGAUGUCGUUCAGGCUGCAGAAACUGCAUCCGAGGGCUUUUCGGGGAAGCCUGAAGUUAUGGCUGAACCAAGUUCGGGAGAAAACUCAAAUUUGAAUCAGUUAGCGGAGGAAGCAAUUGCUGCUGAGGGAUUUUCAGGGAAGACGGAAGUUGUGGUUGAACCAAUUUCGGGUGGAAACUCAAAUUUGAAUCAGUUAGUGGAGGAAGCAAUUGUACCUGAGGGCCUCUCGGAGAAGCCUGAAGUUGUCGUUGACAUGGUUUCGGGUGAGAACUCGAAUUUGAAUCCAUUAGUGGAGGAAGCAAUUGAAGCUGAGGGCUUUUCGCGAGAGCCUGAAGUUGUGGUUGAACCAAUUUCGGGUGAAAACUCGAAUUUGAAUCAGUUUUUGAUGGAGGCAAUUGCAGCUAUGGGCUUUUCGAGGAAGCCUGAAGUUAUGGUUGAACCAAUUUUGGGUGAAAAUUCGAUUUUGAAUCAGGCUGUGGAAGAAGGUGGUUUGGGUGUCCCCCAAGCUAACAUCCUUGAGGUUUCAACCGGUAGUAAGGGAGAUAAUGUUGCUGAAAUUUCAAAAUCGGAUGAGACUGUGAGUUCUGAAGUUCAGGGCAGCUUGGUGCCUGAGGAGAUUGUGAUGGAGGAGACCAAGUUGAAAGAGGAGAAGGCUUUGAAUGCUGAGGAUUCUGGUGCGGUUGAAGCGUUACCAGUUCUAAGCCUAAUUAAUGAUGUGACUUUUGAACCAGCAAACUCAAAGCUGGUUGAGGCUGAUGGUGUGGAAGUUAAAAAUGGAGGAAACUCUUUGGGGGAAGCCAUACAUGUCAAAAUGUUUGAGCCAGGAGUGGGAUUGGUUGAUGGGUCUGAUGAUUUUAAUUUUGAUACGAUUUCGGCAACUUCAACCAAACACAAAUCUGAAGUGGAACAAUCAGAGCCUUCAGGUGUGACAGGAAGUGGGGCCGAGGCUAAACUGAACGAAUCUAUAGUUACAAAUGCUGCUGAUGGAGCUGAACGUGUGUCUACAAGGGAUGCAGAAAGUAAUGGUGCCCAUGAUAAUCAUGUGAAUGAUGGAUUAGCAGAGGAUGAGGUGAAAAGCAAAACUGAUGAAGAAGGAGAUAUUGGGUACUCAGGUUCAGAUGAGGAGACUGACGGUAUGAUCUUUGGAAGCUCAGAAGCUGCACGACAGUUUAUGGAGGAGUUGGAACAAGGAUCGGGUGGUGGGGAUCAGUCACAGAGGAUGAUUGAUGGUCAGAUUGUUACAGAUUCUGACGAAGAAGUGGACACUGAUGAAGAAGGAGGUGGGAAGGAGUUGUUUGAUUCUUCAGCAUUGGCAGCUCUAUUAAAAGCAGCGACCGGCGGUGGUUCAGAUGGUGGUGGCAAUUUCACAAUAACAUCACAAGAUGGAUCUAGGCUUUUCUCAAUAGAGCGUCCAGCCGGUUUGGGGUCCUCAGCCCGGGCUUUCAGGCCCGCUACCAGGCCCAAUCCAUCCAGCUUUUUCUCUUCUUCUGGUCUCAUGACUGGGGGAAACUCUGAGAACAACUUGACUGAGGAGGAGAGGAAGAAAUUGGAGAAGUUGCAGCAAAUAAGGGUGAAAUUCUUGAGGCUUGUUCAGAGAUUAGGUGUUUCUCCUGAUGAAUCCGUGGCAGCACAAGUUCUGUACAGAUUAGCUCUUGGUGGUGGAAGACAAACUAGUCAAGCUUUUAGCCUUGAUGCUGCCAAGAGGACUGCUACGCAGCUUGAAGAAGAAGGAAAAGAAGAUUUGGACUUUUCAGUUAACAUCCUUGUUCUUGGAAAAUCUGGAGUUGGAAAGAGUGCGACCAUAAAUUCUAUUUUUGGCGAAGAGAAAUCUUUUAUUGAUGCUUUUGAACGUGCCACUACGACUGUGAAGGAAAUUAGUGGAGUUGUCGACGGAGUUAAGAUUAAGGUGUUUGAUACUCCGGGUCUCAAGUCUGGUGUCAUGGAGCAGGGUUUCAACCGAAGAGUCUUGUCCUCUGUAACUAAGGUUACGAAGAAAAGCCCACCUGAUAUCGUCCUCUAUGUGGACCGGCUGGAUUCGCAGACUAGAGAUCUUAAUGAUAUGCCAUUACUUAAGACGAUCACCGGUUGUCUUGGCCAAUCCAUCUGGCGUAGUGCUAUAGUCACUCUUACUCAUGCGGCUUCUGCACCUCCAGAUGGGCCAUCUGGUUCCCCUUUGAGUUACGACGUUUUUGUAACCCAAAGGUCCCAUGUUGUUCAGCAGUCCAUUGGACAAGCUGUUGGUGAUUUGAGAAUGAUGAGUCCGAGUUUGAUGAAUCCGGUUUCUCUUGUUGAGAACCAUCCCUCGUGUCGAAAAAACAGAGAAGGCCAAAAGGUGCUCCCCAAUGGCCAAACUUGGAGACCACAGUUACUGCUAUUGGGAUACUCUAUGAAGAUUUUAGCAGAAGCAAGUUCUCUGUCCAAACCUCAAGACCCAUUUGACCACCGGAAGCUUUUUGGGUUCCGUUCUCGUUCACCCCCUCUUCCAUACUUGUUGUCUUCUAUGUUACAGACUAGGGCCCACCCAAAGCUCUCCACUGAUCAAGGUAUUGAGAACGGUGAUUCAGAUGUUGACAUGGGAGAUUUGUCAGAUUUUGAACAGGAGGAAGAGGGAGAAGUUGAUUACGAUGAGCUCCCAGCAUUCAAGCCUCUCAGUAAAGCUCAACUCGCUAAGCUUAGCAAGGAAGAUAAGGAGGAGUAUUUUGAAGAGUACGCUUACCGAGUGAAGCUCCUCAAUAAGAAGCAGUGGAGAGAGGAGUUGAAAAGAAUGAAAGAGAUGAAGAAGAAAGGGAAGGAUGCUGAGAAUGAGUAUGGUUUCAUGGGAGGAGAAGAUGGUGAUCAGGAAAACGGAAGCCCAGCGCCUGUGUCCACUCCAUUACCUGACAUGGUCCUUCCCCCUUCCUUUGACAGUGACAGUCCAGCUUAUAGGUACAGGUUUCUGGAGCCCACCUCACAAUUUUUGGCAAGGCCAGUUUUGGACACCCAUGGCUGGGACCAUGAUUGUGGGUACGAUGGUGUCAAUUUGGAACAGAGUCUAGCCAUUGCUAACCGGUUUCCAGCAGCAGUCUCUGUCCAAAUCACAAAGGACAAGAAGGAUUUCAGCAUCCACUUGGAUUCCUCUAUAUCCGCAAAGCAUGGGGAAAGCGGAUCGACUAUGGCAGGAUUCGACAUUCAGAAUAUUGGAAAACAGCUUGCUUACAUUGUCAGAGGCGAAACCAAAUUCAAGAACAUUGUGAGGAAAAGGAAGAACAAGACGGCUGCUGGGGUAGCUAUCACCUUCUUAGGAGAGAACGUUGCCACCGGAUUGAAGGUCGAGGAUCAGAUUGCAUUGGGAAAGCAAUGGGCUUUGGUGGGUAGCUGUGGGACUGUUCGAUGCCAAAGCGAUGCGGCUUAUGGGGCAAAUUUUGAAUUGCAGCGUUGCGAGCUGGAUUACCCAGUUGGUCAAGUUCAGUCCACUUAUGGGCUUUCUCUGAUUAAGUGGAAAGGGGAUUGGGCUUUGGGGUUCAACACUGUUGCUCAGUUCUCCAUUGGGCGUGGUUCAAAGGUGGCUCUUCGCGCUGGAAUCAACAAUAAGAUGAGUGGACAGAUCACUGUGAGAACAAGCAGUUCUGAGCAUCUUGGUAUUGCUCUUGCUGCUGUUAUUCCGGUAGCCUCUGCUAUUUACAAGAAAAUCUGGCCUGCUGGUGGUGGUGGUGGUGAGAGUUACUCGAUCUAUUAGAUCCAGUUUCGUUUCUUGCAGUUUUUGCUUUAUCUUGAAGUGGGAUUGUUGACUUAAUUGCUCAAAGCACAGUUUAGUCUUCAUCACUUUCUCGAGUCAUGCUUUGUUUUUUUGAUUUAGAACUUGGUUCCAAGUAUUUUGGCGUAGUAAAUUGUAUUGAAUAUGAUAUGAAACUCAGAGGGAACAUCAUAUUCAUUGUUAUAUUAUCUGUUCAUUAUUGAAUGAAUUUGGAACAUCAUUUGAGUUUCAUCAGUUCUGAAAA
Rhododendron vialii is the source of this 4665-nucleotide messenger RNA. RefSeq names its product translocase of chloroplast 159, chloroplastic. Gene Ontology annotation, cellular component: chloroplast outer membrane. Gene Ontology annotation, molecular function: GTP binding; GTPase activity. Bases 237 to 4403 code for a protein of 1388 amino acids. The transcript has a single exon. Gene Ontology annotation, biological process: protein targeting to chloroplast. The record is from RefSeq and is a predicted model, not a curated record. NCBI's taxonomy places the organism in Eukaryota, Viridiplantae, Streptophyta, Magnoliopsida, Ericales, Ericaceae.